This is a messenger RNA of Jaculus jaculus (lesser Egyptian jerboa), 3921 nucleotides long. It is a transcript of the gene Rfx4, whose product is annotated as regulatory factor X4. The coding region runs from base 409 to 2616 and encodes 735 amino acids. NCBI's taxonomy places the organism in Eukaryota, Metazoa, Chordata, Mammalia, Rodentia, Dipodidae. The record is from RefSeq and is a predicted model, not a curated record. Gene Ontology annotation, molecular function: DNA-binding transcription factor activity, RNA polymerase II-specific; RNA polymerase II cis-regulatory region sequence-specific DNA binding. Gene Ontology annotation, biological process: regulation of transcription by RNA polymerase II. The transcript is spliced from 18 exons.
GGCCAUUCAUCAGGCCGGCUGGCCUAUCAAUGACAUUGCUCCCAUCGGGGCUCCUAUAAAAUGAUGCUUUUUCCCAUGAAACAUCCGCAAACAUUUUGACGGGUUUGGCUUGGCCCGACUGGAUUACUGAGUGUCCCCCUCGCUCGCUUUCUCUCUCUCUCCUCUCUCCCCUGCUCCCAGCUCCCUUCCUCCUCUUUCUCGCUUCCUCUUUCUCUUUUCUUUCCUCUGGCUCUCUCUCUCUCUCUUUCCCCUUCCUCCUUUAUCCUUUUACUCUCUCUCACUCAGCGUCUCUCUCCCUCUCCUUCUUUCUUUCUUCCCUCUCUUCUUCUUCCCUGGGCAACUCUAGCACAGGGGAUCCCCAAAUAUCAGGACUUUUGGGGGGGCGUCUGUGCUGUCCAUGGGAAGAGCAUGCAUUGUGGGUUACUGGAGGAACCCGACAUGGAUUCCACAGAGAGCUGGAUUGAAAGAUGUCUCAGUGAAAGUGAAAACAAACGUUACUCCAGCCACACAUCUCUGGGGAAUGUUUCUAAUGACGAAAAUGAGGAAAAAGAAAAUAAUAGAGCCUCCAAGCCUCACUCCACUCCUGCCACUCUGCAAUGGCUGGAGGAGAACUACGAGAUCGCGGAGGGCGUGUGCAUUCCUCGUAGCGCCCUGUACAUGCAUUACUUGGAUUUCUGCGAGAAGAAUGAUACCCAGCCCGUGAACGCCGCCAGCUUCGGGAAGAUCAUAAGGCAGCAGUUUCCUCAGCUAACCACGAGAAGACUCGGGACCCGAGGACAGUCAAAGUACCAUUACUAUGGCAUAGCAGUGAAGGAGAGCUCCCAAUAUUAUGAUGUGAUGUAUUCCAAGAAAGGAGCUUCCUGGGUGAGCGAGACAGGCAAGAAAGAAGUCAGCAAACAGACAGUGGCAUAUUCACCCCGGUCCAAACUCGGAACCUUGCUGCCAGAAUUUCCAAAUGUCAAAGACCUAAAUUUGCCAGCCAGUCUGCCUGAGGAGAAGGUUUCUACCUUCAUCAUGAUGUACAGAACACACUGCCAGAGAAUCCUGGACACUGUGAUAAGAGCUAACUUUGAUGAGGUUCAGAGUUUCCUCCUGCACUUUUGGCAAGGAAUGCCGCCCCACAUGCUUCCCGUCCUGGGCUCUUCUACGGUGGUGAAUAUUGUGGGUGUGUGUGACUCCAUCCUCUACAAAGCCAUCUCUGGGGUGCUGAUGCCCACCGUGCUUCAAGCAUUGCCUGACAGCUUAACUCAGGUGAUUCGAAAGUUUGCCAAGCAGCUGGAUGAGUGGCUCAAAGUGGCUCUCCACGACCUCCCAGAAAAUUUGCGAAACAUCAAAUUUGAAUUGUCCAGAAGGUUUUCCCAAAUUCUGAGAAGGCAAACGUCGCUAAAUCAUCUUUGCCAGGCCUCUCGAACAGUGAUCCACAGUGCAGACAUCACGUUCCAGAUGCUGGAGGACUGGAGGAACGUAGACCUGAACAGCAUCACCAAGCAGACCCUCUACACCAUGGAGGACUCCAGGGACGAGCACCGCCGACUCAUCAUCCAGCUGUACCAGGAGUUUGACCAUCUGCUGGAGGAGCAGUCACCCAUCGAAUCCUACGUUGAGUGGCUGGAUACCAUGGUGGACCGAUGCGUUGUGAAGGUGGCUGCCAAGAGACAAGGGUCCCUGAAGAAAGUGGCCCAGCAGUUCCUGUUGAUGUGGUCUUGUUUUGGCACAAGGGUGAUCCGGGACAUGACCUUGCACAGUGCCCCCAGCUUUGGGUCUUUUCACCUCAUUCACUUGAUGUUUGAUGACUACGUGCUCUACCUGCUGGAAUCUCUGCACUGUCAGGAGCGGGCCAACGAGCUCAUGCGGGCCAUGAAGGGAGAAGGAAGCACUGCAGAAGUCCGGGAAGACAUUAUCUUGACAGAGGCUGCGCCACCAACCCCUUCACCAGUGCCAUCGUUCUCUCCAGCAAAAUCUGCCACAUCUGUGGAGGUGCCUCCUCCCUCCUCACCUGUCAGCAACCCAUCCCCUGAGUACACUGGCCUCAGCACUACAGGAGCAAUGCAGUCCUACACGUGGUCCCUCACAUACACAGUGACAACGGCUGCCGGGUCCCCCGCGGAGAACUCCCAACAGUUGCCCUGCAUGAGGAGCACUCACAUGCCUUCCUCCUCCGUCACGCACAGGAUACCGGUGUACUCCCACAGAGAGGAGCACGGGUACACGGGAAGCUAUAACUAUGGGAGCUAUGGCAACCAGCAUCCUCACCCAAUGCAGAGCCAGUAUUCAGCCCUCCCCCAUGACACGGCCAUUUCUGGGCCGCUCCAUUACUCCCCUUACCACAGGAGUUCUGCACAGUACCCUUUUAAUAGCCCCACUUCCCGGAUGGAGCCUUGUUUGAUGAGUAGCAGUCCCAGGCUGCACCCCACCCCAGUCACUCCUCGAUGGCCAGAGGUGCCCACAGCCAACACGUGCUACACAAGCCCGUCUGUGCAUUCCACGAGGUAUGGAGACUCUAGUGACAUGUACACACCCCUGACCACGCGCAGGAAUUCUGAGUACGAGCACGUGCAACACUUUCCUGGCUUUGCGUACAUCAACGGAGAGGCCUCCACGGGAUGGGCUAAGUGACUGCUACCAUAGGAAUCCAUAUUUAAUAUUAAGAAUUAAUAAUAAUAAUAAUAAUAAUAAACCCAAUACCUACCCUCCAGAAGACUUUAUCUCUAUACAUCAUAACUCGUGGGCUGUUCCUAAGCAUCCAUUUUCCUAAUGAAUGGAAGGAUGUUCCAUACGGGAUGAAUAGACUUUAGUUCAGAAACAAGACUUACUAAAAGUCAGUGGGAUUGGGUUCCUGUAGCCAACCAGGCUUGAUGUUUCUAUAGAGUACUAUCUUGGGCAGGCCAGUCUGUGCCUUUUCCCUCUGUUCCAUGGCUUGGCGUUGUGCUGACAACCAUUCCCUAUAGGCUACUUAUUUUGUUGUUGUUAUUGACAAAAGCUCUUUAGUCUUGAAGGAUGUAUACCGGAGCCAGAAUGUGGUUUAUGUUCUUGGAUGGGCACAUAAUUUACCAAGAGCAUUGCCCUUACCACUUGCCUGCCGCCUCACUGUACACUGAGCAGCCCUCAGACAUGCUCUUGGCCUCCCUUCUUCCCAAUGGUGUCACCACUGCUUCCUGGAUAUGCUAGGUGACCUGUUAGACUCACAUCUGCCACAAUACCUGAAUUAUCCUGGAAUGUGAAGCACUGUUUUGUGGGAAGAAAGAGGCCUGCUCUAUCUAUAUUGCCUUAAGUUGACUGGGGUCUCUAAGGGACCUGUUCUAUACAAGGAGUUGUCCUAAGUUUGCACAAUGGCUAGCAUCAGCAAAAGGCAGGAGAGGGGUUCUUUUUUAAGUUCUGUGAAAAAAUGAAUUUAUGGCACUGAGUAUAUACUCACUCUGCUGUGUUAACUUUGUGAAGCUGAUGGACCAAACUUUAAUUUCCCAAGCACCAAGUGUGAAAACAACUUUCCUGGUUCCUUCAUAAGACUAUAAUAAUUUCCGACACUUUGCUAGAAAAAAAAAAGUUUCAAAGCUGUGCCUUUGAGCCUAUACUAUACUGUGUAUGUGUGGAAAUAAAAAUGUAUUGUACUUUUGGGAAAUUUUUUUGUAGGUAUUUUUCUGUCAGUUUUGUAGCUAUUUGUGAGGUUUGUUAGAGAUUAACAUAGGUUUUCUUUCUGUAUUAUAAGAUGCACCAAGCAAUUAUGGUGGACCUAUUACCCUAUGGGUAAGAAAUAAAUGGAAAUAUGACAUCGGAUGUUUUAGCAAUUGUUGUGUAAAUAAAAUGUUCGAUCACACCACUCAGUGUGAUAAUCAUGUCUACAGCUAAAAUGGAAAUAGUUUUAUCUGUACAGUUGUGCAAGAUAUGAAUGGUUUCACACUCAAAUAAAAAGUAUUGAAAUGA